Prorocentrum cordatum is the source of this 1066-nucleotide messenger RNA. The record is from the annotation of a GenBank genome assembly. NCBI's taxonomy places the organism in Eukaryota, Dinophyceae, Prorocentrales, Prorocentraceae.
GUGGACCACCUCGCAGCUGCGCCUGUCGCACCAGGUGCGACAGGCGCAGUGGGGCCUCGGGAUCCCUGGCGCCACCGAGGCGCUUGCUCUUUGGAGGGUUCUGGUCGACGAGUCCGCCAAGAGCGGCGACGCGCAGGUGAUGGUGGUGGCCGACGUGGACUUGCAGAAUUCCUUCAACUCGGUCGAGCGACAGUCGGUCCGGAGAGGGCUCAACCGUCUCCUGCCCGAGGAAGCCCCCAUCUGCGAAUGGGAGCACAAGGAGCCUGGCAUUACCGAGUUGGUCGAUGGCACCGAGGUCGUUUUUGACCGGUGCAGCGAGCAACAGGAGAAGCCGGGAGGCCUGGAGGCCGUCGGUCCUCUGGCUGGCGCCCGCGAGCAGGCCCACGCCAAUUCGGGACUCGCUCUCUCCGAUGGCGUCCAGGACGCGUGGCACGUCAACGACGGCGUCGUCGUGUGCAGCCACCCGCUCUUUCACGAUUCGCUCGUGGCCCUGGGCCGCGAGCUGGGCGCCAUCGGUGUUAGCCGCGGCCGCGGGGAGGGGUUGAAGCGCGCCGCGAAGCUGGUUGGCCCCCUCGGUUGCGAGGCGCUGCCAACCAACGCGCCGAACGAAUGUUCUGGCACGGUGGCCAGCGGCGCGGGCGAGAACGGCGGGGCGACGGAGGGCCGCCCCUCCUUCCGCGGCGCCAUAAUCAAGGUGCGCGCGCAGCGGAGCGGCAUCGGCGCCUUGCAAUGCCCCGUCGCCGAGGACACGCUGCAGGGGCACGACGCAAGCACCAAGGCGUCCCUCGAAUGCGCCUUGGGCGGCGCCCUGCCCGACGCUGCCUGGUGGGAGGCCUCCGCGGGCGCCGCUCACGGGGCGCUCGUGCUCCGAGCUGCUGACGAGACGGCGCUGCUGGCUUUCCUCGGCUCUCGGGCGGCCUGUCGACCUCUCGUCGAGUUCUUCCUGCAGAGGACCGCUGCCGCGCGCCUCUGCGACGCCGACGUGCUCCUGGGGCGCUGUGACCAGGGGGCCAGUGACGUGUUGGCGAGGUUCGCUGCGUCUUUGUCGUUCGACAGAGAUGACGAG